This is a messenger RNA of Hyaloscypha bicolor E, 1695 nucleotides long. RefSeq names its product Glucooligosaccharide oxidase. Lineage: Eukaryota; Fungi; Ascomycota; Leotiomycetes; Helotiales; Hyaloscyphaceae. Gene Ontology annotation, molecular function: FAD binding; oxidoreductase activity. The coding region runs from base 14 to 1519 and encodes 501 amino acids. The transcript is spliced from 2 exons. The record is from RefSeq and is a predicted model, not a curated record.
UGGGAAUGUCAGGAUGGGAUCUUCACAGAGCUCCCCCCUGGUUAACGGCAUCAAGGCAGCCCUGGGCUGGGACGAGAAAUUAUUCGCCUUCCCCAGCAAAUUCGCCUACCAGCUCGAAGAUGUCCGGCCAUACAACCUCACCAUUCCAGUGAAGCCAGCUGCAGUCACUUAUCCAAAAACUGCGGCUCAAGUUGCAGCAAUUGUGAAGGUUGCUGUAGACGCUGGUUUGAAGGUGCAGCCGCGGUCUGGGGGCCAUAGCUACGCGAACUACUGCAUUGGCGGGGUUGAUGGGGCUGUGGUUAUCGACCUGAGGCACUUCCAGCAUUUUCAAAUGGAUCGGACCACUUGGAGAGCCAAAGUUGGAGGUGGGACCCUCCUCGGAGAUCUCACGAAGCGGAUGCAUGACGCCGGAAACCGAGCAAUGGCUCAUGGGACAUGCCCCCAAGUAGGAAUUGGAGGACACGCCACCAUUGGUGGUCUAGGACCAAGCUCUCGACUUUGGGGUACCGCUCUGGAUCAUGUCGAGGAGGUCGAGGUCGUUCUCGCCGACUCAAGAAUCGUCCGAGCAUCAGAGACGGAAAACCCUGAUAUCUUCUGGGCGGUCAAAGGUGCCGGUGCAAGCUUUGGCAUCGUCACCGAGUUUGUCGUCCGAACUGAGCCUGAACCGGGAGAGUGUGUCAAUUACUCAUAUUCAUUCACCGUCGGCUCAUAUACGACCCUAGCCGCGACUUUCAAAACUUGGCAGAAAUUCGUCUCGGACCCAGAUCUGACGCGGAAGUUUGCAAGUGAGGUCAUAAUUUCGGAACUUGGAAUGAUCAUUUCGGGGACGUUCUUUGGGAGCCAGGCCGAAUUCAACAAGCUGGAAAUGAACAAGAAAUUUCCAGGAUACAAAGACCACCACACCCUUGUAUUCAAAGACUGGCUUGGACUUGCUGCACACUGGGGAGAAACAGUAGCACUUCGGCUUGCCGGUGGGCUUGCUGCACCUCUGGUUUCCAAAUCAUUGACCUUCAACGGCGCCGACCUGAUACCAGACAAGGCCGUCGACAGACUGUUCGCUUACCUCGAUCGAGUAGACAAAGGAACCUUGGUCUGGUUCAUCAUCUUCGACCUGGCCGGUGGAGCCGUGAAUGACGUUGCGCAAGAUGCAACAUCUUAUGCUCAUCGGGAUGCCUUGUUUUACUUGCAGUCGUAUGCCGUUGGCAUUGGUAAAGUCAAGUCCAAGACUAAGAACUUUCUUACCGGCGUCAACACCACAAUCCGCAACGGGAUGCCCGGUGGACAGGACUUCGGUGCGUACCCGGGAUAUGUGGAUCCAACACUAGUAAAUGGACCUCUGUCAUACUGGAGGACGAACCUCCCAAGACUGCAGCAAAUCAAAAGUCUGGUCGACCCCAGAGAUGUCUUUCACAACCCGCAAAGUGUGCCGCUGGCUGGAACGCCAGCUCCCACGUCUGCGCCUAAGAUGGCGAUAGCCCGGGUGAGAGUGAGAAAAGUGCUUGCGAAGUUGUGUUUUUAACGAAGAAUUUGCUGUACUUCAUAGAUUGGGUCUUGCCACACGGAACGAUAUAACGAUUUAACGAUGGUUUGAGAGAUGAGGAAAUAAUAUGAUUGAUGACAAGUUGAACGGAUAUGGACUAGAUUGGUGGCAAUGUAGACCACGCUUAAUGACUUCAGGACGAAAUGAAAACUUAU